CUUCUCCCGGUCCACCCCCCUCUCUUCCAGUGCUAGUGGUACAGUCCGGUUUUGCAUGAGUUUGCUAUGAGUGGCUGUGUGUGUGUGUGUGUGUGAGUUUGUGUGAGAGUGCGGGAGCGCGCGCUUGAAUCUGCAUGUGUGUGUGCGCGUGUGUGUGUGAGUGCACUAAAGGAAUUAGUCUCAGUCGUAACGUGCCGGUCGACUGGACGCACCGCUCUCUCUCCCUCGGAGUCCGUGUGUGUGUGUGUGUGUUGACUCUGGAAGGAAUACUGUUUUGCUCAGAGUUGGUCUUGUGAAUCGUGAAGUGUUUCUACACACACAGCCUGGAGAGUGUGUGUGUGUGUGUGUAAGACGCCGUGAGGAUGUAUUGCGCAUACCCCAUGCCCGGAGUGGCCAACAACUCUCUUAUGUACUACUACAAUGGGAAAUCGGUCUAUGCUCCGUCUCCUGGUUCAGAGGAGUUCAGUCGAGACUCUCCGUCCUACACCGGCUCCAAACCCCCCAACGCCCUCUUCUCCAACACCUUCUUCGAUGGGAGCCAGAACUCUUCGGACCCCUGGAGCUCCUCGACCAAUGGGAUUGCUCAGCCGGGCUACGCAGGCAUGAUGGGCGGGGCCUCGGGUCACAUGACACAGUCCGGGAGCUAUAGCAACCUGCACAGUCACGACCGGCUGACCUAUCCUCCCCACUCCGUCUCUCCGGCGUCUGAGAUGAGUUCUUCUCUUCCUCCGAUGUCUUCUUUCCAUCGUUCCUCCUCCUCCUCAUCCUCCUCUCCCUUCGUCUCCUCGUCACACACACACACCCCGCCCGUCAGCACAGGAGACGCCACCAUGGGGGCCGCUCGGGGUAAUGCCACAGGAGGAUCUCAGACGGGUGACGCGCUGGGGAAGGCUCUCGCAUCAAUCUACUCUCCACACCACACCGGCAGCAGUUUUCCCUCCAACCCCUCCACCCCCGUGGGCUCCCCGUCCCGCCUCGCUGCCGUGGCAACCAACCCCCCCACCACCACCGCCACCGCCAACCAACCUGGAGCCACGGCUGGCACCCGCGCAGGUCCCCAAUGGUCGAGGCCUACAGGACAGAAUGCCUCCUCUCCCAACUAUGACACCUCUCUCCACUCACUGUCUCGUAUGGAGGAUCGUCUAGAUCGUUUAGAUGAUGCCAUCCACGUGCUGCGUAACCAUGCGGUGGGUACCACUGGUCUCCCCGGCGACCUGCACAGCCUCCUCAACCAGGCCAACGGACCAAUCAGCGCGCUCGCUGCCAACUUCCCCGCCGCCGCCGGAUUGGUCAACAGCCGGACGGCAGCCAUGGUCGGAGCUCACCGCGAUGAUGCGAGCAGCCUGACCACCAAUCACAGCGGACUUCCUGCCUCUGGACCCGCCUCCAGCAAUGACAUCAACCAUCAGACAGAGACCUUCAGAGGAUUGGCGGCCAGCCUGGCCAGUCAGGUGGCGUCUGCGCUGGAGGUGAAGGUGGAGAGCUGUGAGAGGGAGGAGCUUGGUGACGGCGCGUCUGACGACAUGAGAGACGACGACAGCGACAGGAGAGACCCCAAGACGCCACGCGGGGCCACGCGCAGCAGGCACGUCUCCACUGGCAGCAUCAAUGAAGACGAGUCGGACCUGACCCCUGAGCAGAAGGCCGAGCGCGAACGCGAGCGGCGGAUGGCCAACAACGCGCGGGAGCGCCUGCGGGUGCGAGACAUCAACGAGGCCUUCAAGGAGCUGGGCCGCAUGUGUCAGCUGCACCUGAAGAGCGAGAAGCCGCAGACCAAACUGCUCAUCCUGCACCAGGCUGUGGCCGUCAUACUCAAUCUGGAACAGCAAGUCAGAGAGCGUAAUCUUAACCCCAAGGCGGCGUGUCUGAAGCGUCGAGAGGAAGAGAAGGUGGCAGGAGACCCCACCCAGCAACACACACUCUGAGAUCAGAGAGGCCAGGCGAAGUGUGUAUGAUAGCAUCGGUGACGGAAGCUUCCCAUUAGUCGACAGUACUUUCAGCGUGUGACGUGAAUUGGAAGGGACACGCCCACACACCCACCCCACAGACACGAGAAACUCACCAGGAGAGAGAUACCCAGCCCCACCACUAGAGGGCCGAUCAACUGGAGAGAUACCUUCAACUACCACUAGAUGGCCCCAGUCAGCAGGAGAGAUACCGAGACCCACCACUAGAGGGGGCCAAUAAACUGGGGAGAUGCCUUGAGCUGAAGGAGUAGUGUAAAGCCUGCACAUCAAAAACACAUCUGAGCAGGAUAACCACACGACCAGAGAGAGAUGUAGAAUUCAGUUUUAACCAGCCUUUUUGCUCCCACUUUUUUACGUGAA
Messenger RNA from Engraulis encrasicolus (European anchovy), 2327 nucleotides. RefSeq names its product transcription factor 12-like. NCBI's taxonomy places the organism in Eukaryota, Metazoa, Chordata, Actinopteri, Clupeiformes, Engraulidae. The record is from RefSeq and is a predicted model, not a curated record. Gene Ontology annotation, cellular component: transcription regulator complex; chromatin. Bases 363 to 1925 code for a protein of 520 amino acids. Gene Ontology annotation, molecular function: DNA-binding transcription factor activity, RNA polymerase II-specific; protein dimerization activity; RNA polymerase II cis-regulatory region sequence-specific DNA binding. Gene Ontology annotation, biological process: regulation of transcription by RNA polymerase II. The transcript is spliced from 13 exons.